AUGGGCGUGCUGCUGUGGCUGCUGCUAGUGUUCGUGGCUUUCGUCGCGACGCUCGCGAGCAGCGCCAAGCUCCGCAAGAACGCCUUCGUCUGGUUCUCCUACGUGACGAUCACGGGCUGGUACUACUGCCGCGUGCUGCACAAGGAGUACUGCGGCGACAGUAACAAGGACGAGACGUCGGCCCCGAGUAGCAGCAAAAGCAGCAGCACGAGCCACUCGCCGUCGUCGAAGCGAGCUCCAAGGAGUAUGCAGGAGCCCGAAGACGUGGUCUACUUUGAGAAGCGCGAGGUGGUCGAGCGGCGCCAGCUCGAGCAGCUCGAGCGCAGCGGGUCGAGCUCGAGCGUUGGCUCGGACAGCAUGUGUGGGACCCGUCCACUCAAGCAUAAGCGAGGGCGAUUGUUCCGCAGCCGAAGGAAGGCGGCGGCAGAGGAGGCCCUGCGACGUGUGGGCGACACGAACGCUGCCGACGCGCUUAUGAAUUCGGGCGCGUCCGACUCGAGCGCGUCGUUGACGCAGAGUGGCACGCGAAGGACGUUCACGGGGCGAAAGAAGCCCAUGUCGUGGGCCGAUUGA
Molecule: messenger RNA, 573 nt
Organism: Hyaloperonospora brassicae
Lineage: Eukaryota; Oomycota; Peronosporomycetes; Peronosporales; Peronosporaceae
Source: the annotation of a GenBank genome assembly